CGCCGUCGCGGCUUCCGGUGCUUGGUGGAGGGAAGGAAGGAGGAAGCCGGGGGAGCGGGGCCCGGGGCAGCAGCCGAACCGAAAUCGGCUGGGGGGAGCGGAGCGACAGUCGGCCGGAACCUGCGGGGGCGGAGGCUGCGGCCGCGGCGGCGGAGCUGGAAGCGGGAACAGGACCAAGGCCUCCACACCAGGGACCAGGCCCGACCCAGACUGCCACUGCUGCCACUCCGGGGCCUGCUGUGCUUAGCGCGCCACUGCCGUGACCAUGGGUAACAUCUUCGGAAACCUCCUCAAGAGCCUGAUCGGGAAGAAGGAGAUGCGCAUCCUGAUGGUGGGCCUGGACGCCGCGGGGAAGACCACUAUCCUGUACAAGCUCAAACUCGGGGAGAUCGUCACCACCAUCCCCACCAUCGGGUUCAAUGUGGAGACAGUAGAAUACAAGAACAUCAGCUUCACAGUUUGGGAUGUGGGUGGCCAGGACAAGAUUCGCCCUCUCUGGAGGCACUACUUCCAGAACACCCAAGGAUUGAUAUUUGUGGUCGACAGUAAUGACCGGGAGCGCGUCAACGAGGCCCGGGAGGAGCUGAUGAGGAUGCUGGCAGAGGACGAGCUCCGGGACGCUGUGCUGCUCGUCUUCGCAAACAAACAGGACUUGCCCAAUGCGAUGAACGCCGCUGAGAUCACAGACAAGCUGGGCCUGCACUCACUGCGCCACCGCAACUGGUACAUUCAGGCCACCUGUGCCACCAGCGGGGACGGGCUGUACGAAGGCCUGGACUGGCUGGCCAAUCAGCUCAAGAACAAGAAAUGAGCCGGGCAGCCCGUCCAGCCGCCCCAGCCGUCCCACGUACCUCCUGUACCCCGCCCCUGCCCUGCCCGUCCCUCCUGUUGCCAGUGUGGCCAGGGCCCUGGGUAUCGUGUCCGCAUGCCCGACAAGAGCCGAGUCUCCCCUGCCCCUUUUCUCUUCCGUCCAUCCACAUGACCGGGCCCCAACUGCUGUCCUGAUGGUGAAUCAUUCCAAUUUACUGGAUUUAAAACAAAAACAAGGUUGUUAUGGUUUCA
Erinaceus europaeus (western European hedgehog) is the source of this 1062-nucleotide messenger RNA. RefSeq names its product ADP ribosylation factor 3 (gene ARF3). The record is from RefSeq and is a predicted model, not a curated record. Gene Ontology annotation, molecular function: GTP binding; GTPase activity. Gene Ontology annotation, biological process: intracellular protein transport; vesicle-mediated transport. Gene Ontology annotation, cellular component: plasma membrane; cytoplasm. NCBI's taxonomy places the organism in Eukaryota, Metazoa, Chordata, Mammalia, Eulipotyphla, Erinaceidae. Bases 266 to 811 code for a protein of 181 amino acids. The transcript has 5 exons.